CAGGGGUCAGAGGUGACUCCCCUGGGCAGGGGCUCAUCUUCAGUCCGGGAGAAGGGGGUGCCACUUUGGAAGCACGCUGGCGUGUCCCCGGGGCUGCAUCUCCCCUGGGAACAUGGCCCUUGCCUGUGGCCAUGGGCCCCUCCCUGGACACUGCCACGGAAGUGACCACAGGGUGUGGCUUUCUUCUGCAGACCUGCCGACUCCCUGAGGGCCUGUGGCACUGCCCCAAGGACAUGGAUCCUCUGAACUGAGGUCUCCCAGGCCCUUCCAUGCCCAGAGCGGGGCAGCCCAGGACACACGUGCAGAGGGCGGCGGCCAAGCCCGUGUGGGCGCUCACCGAGGCCAGGCCCACGUGGGCUCUGUUUGUGCCCAGGCUGAGCCCGCGUGGGCCGGGCUGCCGGACGCCGUCAAGGUCACUGCUGAGGGACAGCGAGCCUCCCUGGCAGGCAGGCAGCCACUCCCGGAGGAGCACCUGCCUGGGGGUGUGGACAGCAGAGGCUGGCCGAGGCGGGGUGCCACGCUGGCCUGUGUCCCUCUCUCGUCUGCCCUGGCUCUCAGCUGAGGCGCCGUCGGGACCCUCCACAGGCGCAGGGCCCCGGGAAGCCCGGAUCUGCGUGGACGUCCUGGGAAGAGCAUCCCCACGCGUGGCCGAGGCAGAGAGCAGACCCGAGGCCCCGGGGCUUGGCGCCUCGCCCUGGGAAUGUGACCGACGGCCCCACCAUGGUGGUCACACAGCUGAACCUGAGGUUCCGCUUCCAGAACAGGAAACUGCGCGGCGUCAGCUGUGAGCUCCUCCGGUAUCCCCACGGGGUCCUGCCCGAGACCUUCCUCACCAUGACGGGCCAGGUCGUGCUGCCCAUCCUGCUGUCCACUCUGGGCAUGAUGACAGCCGGCCUGGUGAUGAACACAGUACAGCACUGGCCCGUGUUUCUGGAGGUGAAGGACCUGCUGACGCUGGUGCCGCCGCUCGUGGGCCUGAAGGGGAACCUGGAAAUGACGCUGGCCUCGCGACUCUCCACGGCCGCCAACACCGGACAGAUCGAUGACCCCCAGGAAAAACACAGACUCAUCAGCAGCAACCUGGCGCUUGUGCAGGUGCAGGCCACGGUCGUGGGGCUCCUGGCCGCCGUGGCCGCCCUGCUGCUGGGCGCUGUGUCUCGGGAGGAGCUGGACUUGGCCCCCAUGGAGCUCCUGUGUGCCAGCAGCGUCGUCACUGCCUUCCUCGCCGCCCUCGCCCUUGGCCUGCUGAUGGUCUGUAUAGUGAUUGGCGCUCGGAAGCUCGGCGUCAACCCAGACAACAUCGCCACGCCCAUCGCGGCCAGCCUGGGCGACCUCAUCACGCUGUCCAUCCUGGCCUUGGUCAGCAGCUUCUUCUACAGACACAAAGACAGCCAGUACCUGAUGCCGCUGGUGUGCGUGGGCUUCGUGGCGCUGACCCCGCUGUGGGUGCUGAUCGCCAAGCAGAGCCCACCCAUCCUGCAGGUCCUGAAGUUCGGGUGGUACCCCAUCAUCCUGGCCAUGGCCAUCAGCAGCGUCGGAGGCCUCAUCCUGAGCAAAACCAUUUCUAAGCAGCAGUACAAGGGCAUGGCCAUCUUCACGCCUGUCAUCUGCGGUGUCGGCGGCAACCUGGUGGCCAUUCAGACCAGCCGGAUCUCCACCUACCUGCACAUUCGGAGCGCCCCUGGCGUCCUGCCGCCCUGGAUGAAGAAGUUCUGGCCCAACCCCUGCUCCACGUUCUGCACCUCAGAAGUCAACUCCAUGUCAGCCCGAGUGCUGCUCUUCCUGGUGGUCCCGGGCCACCUGAUUUUCUUCUACAUCAUCUACCUGGUGGAGGGCCAGUCGGUCACAGACAGCAAGAGCUUCGUGGUGCUGUAUCUGCUUGCGGGCCUGAUCCAGGUGACGAUCCUGCUGUACCUGGCCGAGGUGAUGGUCCGACUGACCUGGCACCAGGCCCUGGAUCCUGACAACCACUGCAUCCCCUACCUCACGGGCCUGGGAGACCUGCUGGGCACGGGCCUCCUGGCCCUCUGCUUCCUGGUCGACUGGCUGCUCCGGAGCAAGGCAGAGCUGGCCGACCUCUCAGAACUGGCCUCUGGACCUCCCUAGCCGAGCCCAGCCAGCCCUGGUUGCUUAGUAGGAUGUUUCCCUCCCCGCGGCGGGUUACAGGACGCAGUGUCUCCCCUGGCCAGGUCCCCGGAGUGGCCUUGGCCGUGGCCCUUCCUUCCUCAGUCUGCUAUGGAGACGCACACGCGCUGCGACUCCAGCAGGGGGCGCCGGAGCCCGUGCUGGAACCCUGGAGCCGGGAGUGCCGCUUGGGAGGGUGCGACCCGGGGUGUGUGUCCGUGUGCUGGCUGAGCGUGAGCGUGCGUGCGUGCGUGCCUGUGUGCGUGUGAGUUGGGGGAGUGCCGUGUUCUGGCCCGGUGCAGCCACAGAAGGGGCGUGGCCCAGCUUGGCCCAGCUCUCGUCUGUGCAGUGUGGACUGGAGUGGAGCAGGAGGGGGAUCCGUGCUGUCCCCAAGCUCAGGACUCUGCGCCUGGCUUUUCUGCCCUCCCGGCUCUUGCCCCGGGAGCGUGUGCAGCCUCUCAGGGCGGGGCCUGGCUCCCUCCCGUGCCCAGCCUCUCUGCAGCCUCUUAGCCUUGUCACUGCUGUAGUUUACACUUUUUGCAGAAUUUGUUGUCAGCAGCACCCUCUGUUCAGUACUCCAGGAUCAGAGACGUGUAAAAUAAAGGUAGCGUUACGUCUGU
Oryctolagus cuniculus (rabbit) is the source of this 2744-nucleotide messenger RNA. RefSeq names its product solute carrier family 41 member 3 (gene SLC41A3). Gene Ontology annotation, cellular component: plasma membrane. Gene Ontology annotation, biological process: monoatomic cation transport. Lineage: Eukaryota; Metazoa; Chordata; Mammalia; Lagomorpha; Leporidae. The record is from RefSeq and is a predicted model, not a curated record. Gene Ontology annotation, molecular function: monoatomic cation transmembrane transporter activity.